Molecule: messenger RNA, 4982 nt
Organism: Carassius auratus (goldfish)
Lineage: Eukaryota; Metazoa; Chordata; Actinopteri; Cypriniformes; Cyprinidae
Product: coiled-coil domain-containing protein 92-like
Exons: 4
Coding region: 568-1446 (292 amino acids)
Source: RefSeq, a predicted model, not a curated record
AACUAAACGUUCUAUAAUUCAGCUGUACUUCAGCUCGGUUUAUUUGUAAUUCAUGAGGCACCUUAGCUGAAUCUGCGAUUGAGAUGCACGUUUGAGAUGGGAUCUAUAAAUGGGAUGUGCAGUGGAGAGUUCCUCGGAGCAUCGAUGUUUCUUCAGCAGUCGCAUCAUUGCUCUGGUACUAAAGGAGCCGCUUCCUGCCGGCUGUCAUCGCGAUGAUGAGGAUGAUGCCAUUCAGCAGACGCAGGACGCACGAGCACUCUUGUGCCUGCUAAACGUCGGGAUCACUAAUCGAUCGUGACAUUGCGUGAUACAACAACUGUACGUUGGCCAAGAGAACGGAGGAUUGAAUCUCGUCUUUCUCGCAAAACCUCUCCCGGUAUUCUGGGGCAGAUCCGUCUUUAAGUCUCCCUUUGAGAUGCGUAUUGAUCUUUUUUAAAGAUGUCGUCAUCCUAUAUGUUCAUGGGUCGGUUCUUUGAAGGGCAGAGAUGUGGAAGUGAAGGAGCACGUUCAUUCUCUUCAUUAUAACCUUAUAUCAUCUGUUGGAUACCAAUAAUAUAAGCCACGAGAAUGGAAAAUACGGGCUCACAGGGGGUCUCGCUGGAGCAGCAGGUGGAGAGUGUGGAGAGGAGCAUUGUGUUCCUUAGACAGGAGCAGCUGUCUCUGCUGCAUGGACUACAUCUGGAGAUCCUGUCCCUCCAGAAACGCUGUACAGAACUUACACAGGAACUCAACAUGAAGCCCCCAGGUCGGAGGGAAGCAGAGGUGAAGGAGGAACAGAAGCAGUUGGAAGCCCGUUGUCGGGAGGUGGAGGAGCAUCUGCAGGAGCAGCAGGAGAUCCAGAGUGAUCUGCGAUGGGAGCUGAGUCAGAAGUCUGUCAUAGUGGGUUCUCUCCGCGCCAGUCUGAAGGAAAAGGAGCGCCGUUUCCUGGAGGAAUUAAAAAACCGCAGCCACAGGACCACUGUGCUUAACACCGAGCUGCAGAAGCAGACAGAGGUGGCUGCGUACCUGUCCUUCCAGCUGCAUUCAGCCAAGCAGAAACUCCAUCAGCAGAGGCAGCACAGGAGGCCGGCCCAGUCUGGUGUGGACAAGCCUCCCAUCCACCCUUCGCCUCAGGCCAGUGCCAGUAGCCCGACCACCAUCAAACCUAAACGGCGGAGCUCAAGCCGGCCUUCCUCAAACUUCCACACUGAACGCGCCAGGGAGUGCGUGCCCCGCGAGAGGGUGAUGGGCCCCGAGGAGCCUAUGGCCAUGCCUGACCCCGCCCUCUUCUUCUACCCCUACAGACACAGAUCCCGGCUCCGCCCACCACACAGACAUGCCCUGCAGGAGGCGGAGGGGGAGGAGUCAGAGGAGCUAGACCAGGGAGCUUCUGUAAGCAGACUGGCAACAACAGUAGCUAAAGCCACUGCGACCACUGCAUCCACCACAGAGAACAACUCUGAAUGAGCGUUUCUUUUACCGUUCAACCUGCUUGUUUUUAUGAUAUUUCAACCUGAAUUGCACCUUGAGCCCCUUGGGAGAACCUUUGCAUUAUGUAUAGAAAUGUUUAUAUUUGCAAUACGGUCUGCUUUUUUUUACAGUUUGCACAUGCAGUGAUCAUUAGACCGAGGAGAGAUUUUUGCUUACGUUCUUGUUGAACCCAAAUUUACUCAUGUUUAUGUUGCUGUAAAGCAUUUUUGUAAUCAAAAAUGACCCUGACGGCCUCAGUACACGAACAUGAAGUGCUUCAUAAGGCCUGUUUUAUGCGUCCUGUAUCUGGCUAUAUUAACAGGUUACAGCAUUCACACUGACAUUUGUGCUUCUCAUACAUUAACUGCUGUUCUUUUUAUACUAUAAUAUCUGUUGUCGCUGAUAUAAUUUCUAGUCAAAAUACAUUUCACUCUACAAGAGACAGGUAUAGAUAGGGGACAGAUAAGCUAACCUAGUGUAACGGGUUAUUGAAAUAGAAAAGAAUUUAGGGCGGGACUUGGUUCUAGUUAUCGGUUGCUGAUUGGAUUAUAAAUUGUGGGUGUUGCACUCAAAUAUUUUUGGAUAGAUGGGAUUUAAGUGGACAAAAUGAAGUGGAAAAAUUCACUCUAUAUAACAUGCAUUUACCAAAACAAAAACAAACAAAAAAAAGAAAAAAGGAAAAAAAGAAAGAAAUUCAUUUUCAUUCAUUUUCUUUAUCGUAUACUUAAUCUGCUUAAUAUCUCUUGGACAUCUGCACACCUCUGAGAUUGUGUAUUUGAAAAUUCAAGAAUGGAAAUUGUCUAUUCAAGCAUCGAUUUGCCUCAAAUUUCGGGCUUUUAGGCAUUUUCAACAAGAUCCCAUUAGAAAAGGGAACUGAUUUGCAUUUUGUGUGUGUAAAUGCGAUUGGAACCCUGAUCACACUAGACACACAUUCAAAUUAAGGUGUAAAUGCAAUGUAGUUCAGAUCUAGAUACAAAACAUGUUCAUGCCAGAUCACACAGCACAAAACAUGUAUAAAAUGCAGGAUAAAUAUAUUUAUUGACGCAAUAUUUAGCAGUAUAGGCAUUUAUAAAACAACAUAGUAAUGUUUUUUAUUUAUAAAAGAUGUCUGGCAUUGUUUAUGUUCAGUAAAUCUUCAAACACUUCAAAACACUUCAAAGGUGUUUUGGUUUCAUGCAAAUUACCAUUUGAUGUAAAUGCAGUCACCUCUUCAUUUAAAGUAAUAAUACUCAAUUACACACUUCCAAUAACCAUUUCAAAUAUUUUAGACUUUAUUAAAGAAAAAAGCAAUUUAGUAACCCAGAAAUCACUUUUCGAGCUGCCAAAGUGCUGUCAGUGUGAAAGCACGACACUGCUGUUUACUUGCUGCAGACUCAGGAUGUGCAGAACAGGCUGAAGUCAGUGUCCUUGUCAACUUGUUACUUCUGUUCAGUCUUUGUUCAGCUGGUUUUAAAGCUGUGUGCCCUUGUUGUGGAAUAACUCAUCUCAGAUAUUUCUCUGUCUGGUGUCACCACAAGUGCACUCUUUCAGCCCUCCAGAUGCGAUGGAGAUUUUAUCACCUAAAUACUCGUUUAGUCAGAUGAGAUCUACACAGCCUGAAUCAUUUGCUUAAGUGCUUUAUCUGGUGUAUAGUGUGUUUAUGUGUGUGUGGGUUUGUUGAUUAGAAGAGAGUGGGCUCAAGGGUUAACGCUCCAUUGUUCUGCCAUCAUUAAAUGAGCCAGUGAUGCCCAAAGGACGGAUUAGUUUUAAGAUGCUUAUGCUGUAAUGCUUUGGUCUGAUGUUGCAGAUAACAUGUUUGCAUAUGUGCCAUUAGAAUCAGAAUGCUGUUUGUUUUAUAAUUCUGUGUGGCCAGGUGUGUGUGCAUAUACCAGGAGCUUUGGUGAUUUGAUGACUUAUAGCAAUGUGAUACAUAUCGCAAACAUAUUAAGUGUUUGGAUCGCAAAAGCUUAAGCUUGUAAAUUCAUAAUAUGCAAGAUUAGAAGUUGUGUGUGUACAAAUCAAGACUUCAAUCUGGUCUUUGAUGUGUAACUAAGACAGGGUCAGUCCAUGGAAAUGGAUUGGAUGGGAGUGACAGGCAACAUUACCCUUCUUGAUAACUAACAGACACGUUUGAAGGAAUAGUUCUCUCAAAAAUGAAAAUUUGCUGUGCUGAUAUUGUUCUCAACCUGAGGCAAUCCAAGGUGAAGAUGUGUUUGUUUCUUCAUCAGAAUGGAUUGGGAAAAAUGUAGCAUUGCAUCACUUUCUCACCAAAGGAUUCUCUGCAGCGAAUGGGUGCCGUCAGAAUCAGCGUCCAAACAAACAUCACAAUAAUCCACAAGUGAUCCACAUGAAUCCAGCCCAUCAAUUAACGUCCUUCACUCAUUCACUGCAGAGGAUCCUUUGGUGAGCAAGUGAAGUAAUGCUAGAUUUUUCUUUUCUCAUUUUUUAAGUGAACUAUUCCUUUAAUAAGGGGCCUAAUAAGUAGGUUAUACCAUAGUGCCACAGGGCUAAAGACAAUAUUCCUGAUUGUUAGCCUGUGACAAGAAACAUAAUUUUGCAAAAUAACGUGACAGUAAAAUAUUUAGUAGCAGCACCUAUUUACAAACUUUUUUAAAGAUACUAACAAUUGUAUAUGUGGUAUUUCUCUUGCUUUAUUAGAUCAAAUGAUAAUUCUGCUUUGAAUAUUGAAUAUAAUGUUGUUAAAAAUCCAAAUAUGAAAAGCAGCCCUCGCAGGCAUUGUUACUGAAUGCAUAAAAUGUUUCCCUUUCAUCUGAAAAUUGUGUCUAAUUUGACACAGCCCUAACAAAGUGAUAUUUGCUUCACUCAGGGUCUGAAACCUUAUUUUGUAAAUGUAUACGCAUAUGCCUGCCGCUAUUUAAAAGGCCUAUAACCAGUUUUUGUAUUGUAUCAGUGGAUUUAGAAUGCAGGUAUGUUGAGUUAGAAUAUAACCACAUCCACUAGUUAAUGUAUAGAUUUCUGUUUUCAGUUUAAUGAUUCAUCUUGGAAUACUUUUGCUUAUGAAAUGCUUAAUUGUUCUUAAGUGCUUUAUAAUUGUGAUGUUAAAGAGAUAAGCAAUACUGCCUCACAAGAUGACUUCUACAUAAUCAUAUUUACAACAUACAUUUUUGAACAUUGUGGUGAAUUUGAAACAAUUAUCCGUAGAUACAGUACAUGCAAAGUUGUUUUUUCUUUCUCUUUCUGAUGUUAUUUUGUGGUCCCCAUUCCAUGAGAAAAAUAAGGGUCUUACGUUGAUUUUAUUUGGCUUUUUUUCCUUAAGUAUGGAAUAACAUGUCUUCCCUUAAACUGACUGUUAUGUGGUAGAGGUUUUUAAAUCACUAUUCUGUUGUCUUAUUUUUAAAGGAGAGAAAUGAGACAAGUGCUUUGAACAAAUUUUCAUUUGGAAACUACAAUAAUGUUAACACACACUGUAUGUGCAUGUUCGGCCAAUACCAGUGUCCUGUUUCACAAACAUUUGCAAAGUUUUGAAAUACACACAGUAAUACAAAUCUCUGACGACCCACAGACAAUUGUGCAACAAUAAUGUGUCGCAAUAA